Molecule: messenger RNA, 1944 nt
Organism: Symbiodinium sp. CCMP2456
Lineage: Eukaryota; Dinophyceae; Suessiales; Symbiodiniaceae
Source: the annotation of a GenBank genome assembly
AUGUUAGAGGCGGCCCUCAUCGAGAUACAUUCGAGAAUCCUUGGCUGCCGAAAUGAAAAGCCAGGUGGUGAAGGGCCUGGUCAAUUGAACUCGAAUGCUUCGCACUUUUACGUUUAUGUUGUGGGAGUGCCCUGCAAAGAUGUGAUUCUUCAUGCCCGGGCAUCUUCAUCAACAGAUGUCAACGUGAAACGACUGGGCGAGGUUCCGCUUACGCAUUCUGAAAGUGGAGUGCACAAAGUUCUGGAGGCAAGUGGUUGUUCCCUGGAAGUUCCUCUUUCAUAUGUGGACAUUCCAACACAGAAGAAGAUGCCUUACAUAACUAUGACAUCUUGGGUUCAGUUUCUGAGUAAGUCUGACCGAUUGCACUACUUGACUGGUGUGGCUGACGGCAUGGAGCGGCGAAAGCUUUGUCGCGAAUUUUGGACACGAGUUCAACAGAUAAGGCCGGGGCAUCCUGUGUUUGCAGAUGCCAGCGCAGGAACCAUACGUUUGGAGGACACAGUCCCCCUUCUCCACCAUGGGGACGAAGGGCGAUCCUACAGGAAAACGCCGAUAAUGAUACUUUCGACGCACGGCCUCCUAGGAUCGGGUUCGCACAAGACUGAGCGUCCGAAAGGCAAGACCAGCUUGGAACACGAUGGUAUGGACCUGAACUUUAUUGGCGCGACGAUGACAACUCAUUACAUCUUUACGGCAAUGCCGCAUGCUUUGUACAAGAAGGAGCCCGCUGCCCUUGACGUGAUGCUUUCAUUGUAUGCCCAGGACCUCAGAAGGCUCGCUGGGGACGGCAUAACUUUGAUAGAGAAUGGCGUGCCACGCAAGCUGUGGUUCGUCUGCUUUGGAGCCAAGGGCGACUUGCCGUACUUAGGCAAAGCCGGAGGGUUUACACGAACCUUCUCGAUGUGCGCAAAAAAGAGUUCUUCCAAGGGCUUAUGCAAGGGCAUCUGUUUUAUGUGCGAUGCUGGCAGAGAAGGGCUCCCUAGCGGGCCCUGCCCAUGGGAGGAUUUCAACACCAACGCAACUUGGACCAGAACGAUGGGCUUGCAACCUGGUUUCAAUACAGAGGGGCCGCUGCUUCAGAUCCCACAUGAUCACAGUGUUCUGUUUUAUCGCUUGGAUAUAUGGCAUUGCUGGCACCUUGGGAUUGGCAAGACCUUCAUCGCAAGCGUCUUGGUAGAGCUACUCGACGCCCUGGCCGAUGAGGGUUCACUGGAAACGCGGCUGGACGCGAUGUUUGCAAACUAUGCAGCUCAUUGCAAAAAAAAGAAAGUUUAUGGAUACCUGACGAGCUUUACUCGCGACUUUUUGGGCUUUGACAAGGCCAGCAGCAUGCCGGUUGGACACUGGAGCAAGGGGCAUGUUACAACCAGACUUUUUGUUUGGCUGGAAGAGUAUCUUGAUACAUCCUUCAAGGAUGCUCGCGAUCCCAUGAUCCAGGUCCGUGCCACGAAGCUGGGAAACAUGUGUAUUCGUGGACUCUACCGCUGCGGAGUGUGGAUGCCGGCUGCACAAGGUAAAAAAGUGGCAACCUGGGGCUUGCAGUUUCUGCAGGCGUAUGGCCAAUUGGCGACGUUGGCCUUCAGGCGGGGACAGAGACGGUUUUGUCUCAUUCCCAAGCUUCACUUUGUGCACCACAUCAUGCAAGAGCUUCUUUGCCAAUCUGCUUCAUCAUCUUGGGCACUGAACCCUUUGACUUUUUCUGUUCAAAUGCAGGAAGAUUUCAUUGGGCGCCCGAGUAGGAUCAGCAGAAGGGUGUCGCCAAAGGCGCAAGCUCUUCGCACUCAGCAGCGGGUGCUGCUGUGCAUGUUCGGAGAAUUCAUGAGGGUGGAAGGAGGGAAAAAAGAUGACACGCACAAUCGCUGCGACUUCACAGGGCCAUUCAGGAUGUUCAUACAAUUAAGGCAGCUUUGCGAUUUCACAGGGCCAUUCAGGCUGGUCAUUAAG